CCUCACCCAGACCAGGAUGUGUCGGGUCACCCCUGGACCCCGGUGCUGCCCUCCUGUGGCAGCUCUGUUGCUGCUGUGUUGUGGCGCCCCCCCCUGCCUGGCCGUUUGCCCCGCCCCCUGCCUCUGUGCCGUGGAUGUCAUUUCCUGCGGGGGCAGUAACCUCUCCGCGGUGCCGUCUGACCUCCCGUCCUCUGGGACGCGUCUGGACCUGAGCCAUAACCUGCUGAGGGCCGUGACCAGGGACUGGACCCCCCGGCCCUGGGACCGACUCACUUCACUGGUCCUGAACAGGAACCUCAUCGGUCUGAUCCACGCCGACGCCUUCAACGCCACGCCGCGUCUGCUGCACCUGGACCUGUCGUCCAACCAGCUGACCGUCCUGAACGCGUCGGUCUUCGCGGCCUUGACGGACCUGGAGGAGCUGCUGGUCUUUGACAACCGGCUGGUCCAGGUGGUCCCGGGGGCCUUCAGGGGUCUCCACCGCCUGCACAGGUUGUAUCUCUCUGGGAACAAAUUCAAGGCGUUCCCCCUCGAGACCUUGGGGGGGCCUGGAGGCGUCCCUGACCUGACCUUUCUCGACCUUUCCUACAACAACAUUUCUGUGGUGCCCGUCCAGAGUCUGCUGACCUUCGGCCGUCGCGGCUGGAUCUACGUCCAGCAGAACCCUCUGGUCUGUGACUGUGGGGUCAGCGCUUUACUGCAGUACUGGACGUGGAAACAGUACCGCCCCCUGGUGGACUUCAGAGGAGAAUUCCCAUGCAGGGAACCCCCCCCCAUCAGUCGCGGGGGGGUGACGGACUUGCAGUCCUACCAGGUUGAGCCAGGAAGAUGGCUGUCGGUUCCAUGCCCAGGACUGGCUGCUGCUGCAGCCAAUCAGGGACAGGUUGUUUUCUGGGUGACUCCCAGGGCUGUGGUCAACUCGUCGAGCGGUGGUCCGACCGACCGGACCGUGGUUCUGUCCAACGGAACCCUGGUGAUCAGAGGGGCACUUGUUGAAGAUGGUGGUACUUAUGGGUGCGUGGCAGCACGGGGGGGGCACUUUGACCCCCCCACGCCCAUAGAGGUGAACGUUGUUGUUGGAAACAUUAGCGCCGCCGCUGUAAGUGGCUCAACUCGUGGCUCAGAGCCCUUCAACACGGCCUUCACCACACUGGUCACCUGUGGCGUCAGCAUCACCUUGGUCCUGCUCUACCUCUACCUCACCCCCUGUCGAUACGGGGGGGGCAGUGGGUGUGGGGGGCAGGUCGUCGUCCUCUGUUCUGACCCUGAAGACAAGGAGUCUGGGAAACGCAGGUCCAACGGGAAGAGAGUGGCUUUCUCAGAACCUCAGGUGGACGACCCUGAGCCCUGUGGUCCGAAGACCCCGGGUCAGGGUCAGGGUCAGGGUCAGGGUCAGGGUCAGGGUCAGGGUCUAGGUCAGGGUCUGGGUCAUGUGGUCAGGGUCAGGGUCUAGGUCAGGGUCAGGGUCUGGGUCAUGGGACCACCGACGGAAUCCUCAAGAAUGGGAAUGGGGAUAAGUCAGACGGGAUCGACUGAAAAUGACGUUUGAAAAUAUUGACAGUUUUUUACUCCACAUAUUUACUGUAUAUUUAUAUAUAUUUACAUUUUAACAUUAUUUUAAUGAACUUUUUUUUGAAUGAACUGACUUUUUUUCAAGUUAAAUUUUUAAUGACAAAAAAAGCAUUUGCUGAGUGACAAAAACCACGGCCCAAAAAUACAAAUACAGUAAAAGUAUAAAAGUCUGACUGUAAAUAUAAGAGACUUUUAUUUUGAAGGUUGAAGGCUGUUCUUCUGUUUCUCUUCUGUUGUUGAAGAGAACAGUGUCAGUUGCUGAGGUUCACAGACCAUGUCAGUCUGUGGUGGAUUGGACCCAGUUCUUAAUAAAUAAAUAAAUCAGUCACAGCUGAGUCGAUGACGUUUUAGACGUUUUAUUUAGUACAAAUCACCAAAUCUCAGUAUGUGUGGAUCAAACCCCGGGUGAAGCAGCGGCUGUGACUCAUGACUGACGGUCCAAUAGAACUGGGUCACAUGACGUGGGUCCGUUUCUGUUCCUCAGAUCUUAUCACCAAUAAGAACUUUCCAGAAAUCUCUGUUUUACAUCGUGACUCUCUACAGUCUGUAAUGUCUGUAAUGUCUGUAAUGUCUGUAAUGUCUGUAAUGUCUGUAAUGUCUGUAAUGUCUGUAAUGUCUGUGGGACAGAGUUGGUCCUGCUGAUUGGACAAGAAAGUGCAGAGAAAAGUCAACAGUGGAGGCAGGCAGUACUCUGUCCCACCUCAAGGGGCGUCUAAAUCUUUAGAGUUUAAUUUGUUUAUAGGAAAUAUGAAUUUGUUAGACACCAGGGGGCGCUGUGUCCAUUUUUAUAAAGAACCGUUCUUUGUAGAGCCUUUGUGUUCCUGUGGAUGUGUUGGUGUUGGUGUCAGUGGAACUGAUGGAUGUGAAUCAGUACCAGCUGAGGAGGAACAGUGGAAUAAGACGUUCUGUUUGGUUCUUACUGUUGGAACUCAGUUCCUCAGCAGCCGUCACUGAAGUUAGUGUCGGUGAAAUGGCCGUAUGAAGCUGCCCAUGGCAACCGGUUCGCGCAUGCGCAAACGACCAUAUGGGAGCAUGUGGAGCAGCGACACUGCCGACAGCUGCGGUGUGUUAGUGUUGAUUUGCUGUUGUCGUUCAGCAGCAGCAGCAGCAGCAGCAGCAGCAGUGACAGUGAAGAUCAGUGAUGAGGAGGACGAGUGAAGUCAACUCUCCACUGGGGGGUGCUGUUUAGACGUGGCUGAAGCAGAAGGCCAGACCGGGGCUCCAGGAUCCAACUCUCAACACACAACACACAAGGACCAGGUGUCAACAAGGACCAGGUGACAACAAGGACCAGCUGACAACAAGGACCAUGACAACAAG
Cynoglossus semilaevis (tongue sole) is the source of this 2892-nucleotide messenger RNA. Its product is annotated as amphoterin-induced protein 2. The record is from RefSeq and is a predicted model, not a curated record. Gene Ontology annotation, molecular function: protein binding. The transcript is spliced from 2 exons. Bases 17 to 1453 code for a protein of 478 amino acids. Lineage: Eukaryota; Metazoa; Chordata; Actinopteri; Pleuronectiformes; Cynoglossidae.